AUGUCUGGUACUGAUCCCGUUUUAGAAGAAUUCCCCAUUGAAAUGAUGGAGGAUGCCGAUGCUGUUGCCAAAGAGUGGAUCGAGGCAGAAUCCAGCAAAGAAGUGAAACGUAUUAAAAAAGUUGGAUCGAGUGUGACACCUCUCAAGGUAUAUAACAUCAAAGAAAAGAAUGAUAAUAUAAGUGAGCUGACAUCUCUUCUAAAAAAAAAGAUUAGUAAUUGUGGUAUUAUUGCCAAUUUUGAUAAUAAAAGAGCAAGAGCGAUUAACCGAGUUGAAUUGGAUACCGAGAUUGACUUGAGUAAAGUGCAACAGAUUAUGGUUUCACCACCUGUCGCUUAUCCUCACAAGGCCCAUUUCAACUAUGUGAAUCUGAUUCUUGUGACGAGUGAUCCUGUUCCCUAUUUGGCGCCUUAUCUGUAUCAAACCAAUGUAAAGGUGACACAACCCGAGAAAGAGGAACAGGGCCGUAAAUAUCCUAGUAAAGAGAUUACUUUAAAGAACGACCUCAGAGAUUACUUAUUGAUUAAUAAGAAUGGUAUUCGUUCUCGUUUCACUAUUCAUGAAUAUCACGAUGGAGUACUCGAACGUCAGUUUGAAAAGUCUCAUUUCGCACAAACCUCUCCUACAAAGAAAGUCAAGAAACUCGCCAUCUUUGAUUUCGAUUCGACUUUAUUCUUCUCACCUUUACUUAGCCCUACGAUUUGGCAUCCUAAUCUCAUUCGCUUAGCUACGUCCGAGAGUAUUUAUGGACCUGGUUGGUGGCGAGAUAUUCGUAGUCUUGAUUUAGGCCCAAUGGAAGAACUGGAGAGGAACGCUUGGAAAGGGUAUUGGAACGAAAAGAUUGUAGCGGAUGCUCGAGCGUGUAUUGCGGAUAAGGAUACGAUGACGGUGGUAUUGACAGGCAGACGAUAUCAUCCCUUUCAUCAAUUAAUACCAGCCAUGUUAAAAUCAAAGGGUUUACAAUUCGACUUGGUUGGUCUCAGACCUGAUCCUGAAUCCGUUUCUGAAUAUCAAUGGCAAGGAGGGGAUGAUACAAAGAGUGCUCAGUCGGUAUCUUAUAAUUUGACGGGUUCCGUAUUUAAAUCUACCAUGCAUUUCAAGACCUGCUUCAUCUUGAAUCUUUUACACAAGAUACCUAGCUUGGAAAGUGUCGUGAUGUGGGAUGACCGAUUACCUCAUGUGAAACGAUUUAAAGAGUUUUUGGAUGCUGUCAAACGAACGGACGCGAUUGAAAAAGGACAAGUGAUUCAUGUUCCCGGGAUUCGACCCAAGUAUAAUCCAGAGUGGGAAAAGCGAGUGAUCACACACAUUAUUCAAACGCAUAAUAAAGCACUGGUGGAGUAUCAAAGCGGGAAAAAGACAACUGGAAAGAUCAUGGAACGUUUGGAGUGGACACCCGUCAUAGAAGAUCCAUUAUCAUUGUCUGAAAAAAUAUUAAAUUUAGCUCCUCAACCUGCACAAACCGUCAUUGCAUUAACCACCAGCUGUAUCCAUAAUCUUCAAACCUCAUUUUCAUCUCUAUUUCAAUCUCAAUGCAAACAAAACAAACGGUCCAAAUGGAAGGUAUUUGGAGGUGAAGAACCACAAUUCUUUGGUGAUUAUGUCUAUCUUUCUCAAAAGGUCUUGUCUAGUACAGACAUUACUUUGGGUCCGGUAGGUACCCUUGUGGAUCUCACCAUCCUUGCUUACUCUGUUUCUCCUCGUAUACCCUGUUUAUUAUUAAAAGUACAAGUAAAGGAUCAAGAGCACAUCUUACCCCUGUGGUAUAAACCAUCCGAGUUCUUUGAUCUCUUUCGAUUAAAAGAUAUCCAAUGGCAAACAAUUCGAUCCAAUCAUCGUUCAUACAUAACCGAUAUCCAAGGUGAAAUUAACUAUGCCAAUCGAUUAGGUGUGAUUGAAACUCCCCUUCGUAUCAAACGUCCUUUAUCACCUGACAACGACAUUUCACCUAUUCCUACAUCUCGCUUACGAACCACUUAUUAA
Molecule: messenger RNA, 1983 nt
Organism: Mucor mucedo
Lineage: Eukaryota; Fungi; Mucoromycota; Mucoromycetes; Mucorales; Mucoraceae
Exons: 5
Coding region: 1-1983 (660 amino acids)
Source: RefSeq, a predicted model, not a curated record